Molecule: messenger RNA, 198 nt
Organism: Guyanagaster necrorhizus
Lineage: Eukaryota; Fungi; Basidiomycota; Agaricomycetes; Agaricales; Physalacriaceae
Exons: 2
Source: RefSeq, a predicted model, not a curated record
GCCACAAUAUCCGUGACGCUAUGUGAACUCCCAACAGCAAAACACCUGUCACUGUCCCUUGAAUGCGCCCCAUUCUCGUCCGAAAAUGCCCGCUUAUAUUCCCAAGGAUACGAUGACCUGCAGGGAAAAUGCGCAUUAUCCCGGAGCGCACAAUUCUGGUCAAGCUACUCCGGGUAUUUAAGAGAAGUUCGUGUGUGA